UGACAUGUGUGUGAUGCAGUGUGGGAUUUUUUGUCUCUGCAUGUGUCUGCGUGUACACGCGUGUGUGUGAGAGGUACAUAGAUCACGGACGGACCCCCUCGAGGAGGAAGAGCGGAGUGAUAAAGCACAGAGGCCCACCACGAGUCACAAGGACGGGGCAGAGAUGAUGAUGGCGCCAUCAAAUUUAAUAGGCUACAGGAGAAGUGAUUGGAGGCAGGGUUCUGCGGUUGCUAGGAGACGAGGAGAGUGUGGCAGCCGGCCUCAGUGUGGGAGAGAGUUAUGUGAGAGCGGUGAGGGACGUUAGGAGAGGGCGCUCCCUGCUGGUGUCUGCUGGCCACUGAUAUACCUACAGUACAGUGGAUCAUGUCAAUGCCAUGCAAGCAAAGGCAUCACACAGAAAGUUGCGAAGGAUUCUGGUCAGCAGCUCCUGGAAAAUGAACUUAUCUGCAUGGAAAUACUGAAGAGAAAACAGGAGCUUGAAUUGAUGGAACUUGAAGUGGAAUAAAUGGAUUACCCUCCUUUUGGAAAAUUGUUGCCAUGGAACUAGGUAGAAUUAAAUGAUGAUUGACAGGAAGAAACAAAGGUAAGACAGCAACACGCUGAAGAUACAGGAGAGCCACCAAGAAGAAUCUGAACACAGAGGAAAGAACACUUACUAAAUAGGGACCAAAGACUUCUACAGUCCGAAUGAAUGCAUGCCAUAGCAAAAAAAAAAACUAAAAGUAAACAGUAUUUGAAAGGGAAUGACCAAGACAAAGAACAUCUCAAAAAGUAUCACACUCUGCAUCCAAGAGCUGAAGAGAAUAUCAAUGGAGUGUUUGCCUCUGGGAGUGUUUAGUGAGGGUCGGUACUCAGACCUCUUGAUUCAACUUACUGCAGCUUUGGUCUCACACAGGUGUGAGUCAGGUCCUGGCAAACAUAUUGAUGAACUGAAGGAUUGUCGUGACGCAACACAUUCUCAAUGGUUCUAUUGAGUUGUUUUUGAUUUUGAAGAUGCUAUUGGACCACAAUUCAAUCCUAACAUAGCUCUGUUUGCUUGAGCUGUUGUUAAUAUAGCGGAGCGUAUACAUGUAAAGACAUUUGAGGUUCAACAUCUCACAUGGUGGUGUGUCAUUGCCUGCUCAGUGCCAAACUGCUUCAGCUUCAUGGGAAUGACUGCACAGUUUUAAUCUUGUAUUUUUCUGCAGUAGAAACCUGCUUCACUACAUUCGUUUUUUUGUUGUGGAAAAUUCCAUUUUUUAAGACCCAGCUGUAAAGUGAACCUUUUUUUAUUUUUGAAAAAAAGUGAAAACAACCACACCAUCAUCACAUUGAAGACUUUUACCAUUUGGCCUUUUCAUAUAUAUAUAUAAAAUCAUCGCCUGUUCAACCUCCCUACCCGCUUUCUGCUACAAAAACAAGUGAUUAUAACAUCUGCGAUAUGUAUUCCUCAGCUUGAACUCUUUUGGUUUUUCAAAGCAUUUGCUUGUUUUACUGCCAGGCCAUAGACUCUCUUUGCUUUGUCAUUUAUGGUUACUGCCGUAAGCCUUCCAGUUUCUGAUCAGAAGCAUUCCCUGGUAUAGACGCUGACAGCUUUUUCCGUUUUUAAUCCAAAUUUGGGAAAACAAUGCAGAAUUUUUCAAACAGCCCAGUUCCCCCUUCCCUCCCCCCGGGGUUCAGUGGGAGGGCUGGAGGGGGAACUCCGUAUCCCCCUCAGCCAGCGGACCCCCAGAUCUCCCCGAGGAUGACAGAUGAUUAUGCUGGGAUGCAACAGCAGAGCCUGCACAGAGGCCAUCACCACCCCAGUCAGGCCAGCCACAUACUUGCUUACAGUGCGAGAAACAGAGGGGCUGUGGAGGCGCCGCCAACACAGGGUAACAUUCACAGCGCCAACGCUAACAACCCUUACAGGAAGGACGCCAUGGAUUAUUAUUUUUCAAUGGGUGGAAAGGACAGGCACAGAAGAGGGGGCAUGGCUUAUGGGGCAGGAUUUGGGUACCCUAACAUCGAUGGACAUAUACCUCACCAGUACCGGCACGCAGGAUCUGGCUCCGCACCAGCAUCUGGCCUGAUGUCACCAUAUCCAGUAGACUAUGGCUCCAGUGCCGGUUCAGGUGGAGGUGCUGGUGCCGGAGCGUUCUCUCCUUCUCAUCAGUACAAUAUGAGUCAGAAUGCUGCAAUGCAGUCAGUGCCGGGUUCUCAGAUGCAGCACCGCCAGCUUGGACAAACCUUCCCGGCUGUCCACCAUGGACAACAGCAUAGGAGCUAUCCACACUCCGGGCACAGAAUGACCCCUCAGUACCCACACUACUCCCCGCAGGGUGGAGCAUCCACGGGGUCGUCAGGAAUGUACAGCCCCCCUCCGCAGAGAUAUCUCGAUGGGGCUGCUAGCGCGGGGUUCGAUCCCAAAGUCAACAGUUCUCCCAGUGUCAACUCCGUUUCAAACUCAAUCUCCAGUUCAGUUGCUGCUAACAAUGUGGGGCCAAUGGAGAAUGUUCAACAGAGUUACCACGCUUCGAAUUAUCCCGGAUAUUCCCCACAGACACUUUCACUCCACAAGCAAGCCACACUACAGCAUCGCAACUCGCAGCACAAUUUAGGGGUAGGUUAUGACAACUCUCUCAAGAUGCAGCACCAGGGCCCGUCUCCAGGCUCUGUAUAUGCUAAACAUCACCAAGCCUCCAAUCCCAGUAUACCUCAAGCAGCAUCUCAAGAAAUAGCCAAAUCCCCGAUGCAUCCCAAUGCGCAACAAACCCAAAUUAACCAAAACUUUAGCCCGAUAUCCAACCCCUCGCCAGCUGCCUCUGCAGUGCAUUCCCCCAGUUGUAGCUCCUCUCCUUCCCCUUUGAUGGGCGUCUCAGAGGUACAUGGAAACCCCUCAGGUCACGGUCCCUCACAUCCUCCUACAUCAAACCCCCGUAGCAGUCAUGGUCAAGGUAGAUUACUGCAGACCAUGCCACAGUUAAGUCCCACGCCCAACUCAAAUAGCAGCAUCAGUAGUUGUGGUAGCAGUGGCAGUCACAAAGCUCACAGCAUGAGUGCAGUCGGAGGGAGCAGUCUUCCUCCAACAGGCCGCAACAAAUUGGGUCUAGGCACGGGAAUGGGAUCCCGAGAGGAAGGCUCCUCUAUUUAUUCAUCCUCUCCACUUGACAAAAUGCAGGAUGCUGGCCUGAAUAGUCUCAAUGCCUUGAGCUCACAAGUAGCCAAUUUACCAAACACAGUUCAACACAUGCUCCUCACCGACUCAGUGCUUUCACAGAAGAAGGGGAAAGACGUGGGGCAGAUGCAACAGGCAACGCACGGCGUGCCCCCAUCACAACCAAGGAGUCGAAAUGCAAGCGCAGCCUCGAGCACUAGCACGGUUAAAGAUGGAAGUGCACUGGGGAUAGGUGAUGGUGCCAGCUUAGAUGCUGGCGCUGAUGAAGACUCCUCGUUGAUGUCAGUUGGAGGCUCAUCAGGGACCAAGGUGGAGCGCGAGGAGCAGUUUUCUGAGGGGGAACAUGGGAGAGUGAGGCAGAUGAGCGGCGCGAGCAGUGGAUCUGAACCAACUGGCUACCACCCUCCCUCUCAGAGUCAAACACAGACUGGGCAAACAUCAGCUGUUAAAACAGUCGCCUCCGAUUCACCAUCAAAAGAACCAAAUGUUUCUGAAACAAAAACUCACGUUCCCUCUUCAUCAUCAUCUCCAUCCUUUGGCCCAACUUCACAUUCAACACCUCCAGUUUCCUCAUCCCCCUCAUCCACCUCCUCCAGUAUUCCUCCUCCACAGCCAAAUUGUGUCUUGGAGCCGGGUCUAACAUAUAAUGACCACAGAGGCGGCCAUAGGAGGGCGACAGAAAUAAAAAAUGAAGUCAUCAAAAAUGAAAAUGAAGGCCCAGUUGACAGAAUGGGGAAAGGCAGUAGCCAAAUGCAGCGAGGUGGAGAAGUCAAUUCACAAAAUUGUCAGGACAAAGAAAACAGGCUGCACACUGCAUCCAGAUUACACAAUAACGAGAGGGGAGAAAAGCACACGUCAGAGGAACACCAGAGUGCCAGUAGUGUUGGUGUUAUUGUUUCAGCUCGGUCUGAUGGAAGUCACGCUGAAAAAAGCAAGCAUCCCCAAGGCAACUGUAUAGAAGAGAAACACUCGUUCUUAAGAGAGUCGAGCAGCCAUAAUGGGGAGGAAGGUGUAGAUCUGAGUAUAUAUUCCUCCCUUCACCAGAAAUCAAAUUUUGGACGGCCUCAAAAUCCUCCCCAGUCUGGACCACAUAAAUAUGGCUACCCAGAAUCAACAUAUGGUUCAGAUUUGUCAAUGAAAAACAGAGGGAGGGCUGGCCCAGCGGGCGUGAUGGAAUCAAAUUCCAGAUAUUUAGGGUACCAACAAUCACAAGCUGGUUAUGUCCCUGUGCAUCCAAAAGAUGUUGGCUCUGUAGCAGAGGCUUUGGUAAAGAGAGGGCAAGGAGCUAAAGGUCACGAGGAUAAUUCACAGCAAUUUCCAAGCCUUUUACAAGAGGUUCUUCAAGGUUACAAUUUAGAUAGACGUUAUGGCAGACCAGAGCAGGCGUUUCCUGCCCAUCUCCAAGUUCAACAACAGUUUCAAAGCAGACACCCGUAUGGCAUAACUGAGGCCUCGGCUCAUUCUGGACAAAUGGGUAGCUCUGGAAAGCACCCACAUCCAAGCCAGAGGCAUGGAAGUGAGCCUGGUUUUACCACAGAUGUGAAGUCGGAAGUGGCCAUUACUAAGAUAUUGCAAAAUGCUGAGAAAUCUGAAGUGGGUGUGUCUCAGAGCCAUUUAACACAGGCUGCAGAGUCUCAGCAGCCCCCAACGAAACACAUAAACUUAGCUGACUAUUCUCUACCACAGAGAAAAGCCUUAUCUAACGUGUCCACUCCGUCCUCUGCUGUGCAGGAGCUCCUUUUGCAGGAGCUAGAGCCGCUAAUGGGCAGCAUCGGUCCGAUCGAGUCUCAAAAAUCAUCAGGCUCCAUAUUAGCCCCAUCAGAGCGCCGCUCCGUCAUCUGUGAUGUGUCGCCAAACCGACGCAGCACACCAGAGAGGGACAGGGAAAGUGACAGAGAGAGAGAGCGGGAGAAAAGUCAGAGUGGAGCCUCUGUGAUUCAACAGCCAUUUUCCUCUCCAGCAGCAGCCAAUGAUCUGAGUAAAAAGGAUAUCGGAGAGAAACAAGUGGUGAAAAUGGAAACGGCAUCAAAAGAGGCCGGCUCAGACGCUGCACAUUUACAAACUGAUCAUCACGGCGGUGGUGGGGCUAAUGAGGCUGAUAUGGAGUAUCAUUCCAAGGCUGUUCAUUCAUCUGUUGUGAUGAAUGCUGACCCCUAUAGGCGAGGUAAUGUUGAUAUUACACCCUUGCCUUCCCAUCCUCUGAGCUCUAACCCUUUAUCUUCACCAUCGAGGCAUCAGUCCUAUCUCCAUGGCGUUGAUUUAUCAACUGGCAGUGGCAGCAGUUUUCCUGGAUAUCGAUUUGGAGAUACAAGAGAAGGGAAUAUGAUGCCACGCAGUAACCCCCAUUUUCCCUCCCACCACCCGUACCACAAUCUGUCCCCCCAGACUCAAUCCUCAAAUAAGCUUCAAAUGCACCCUCACCCUCGUGGCCCCCCUCAUCACCCCCAUGACAUGAAUGACUGGGUAAAAGCAAUGAACAGGCCGUCAAAGGAGAUGAUGAUGCAGCCUGGUUUUUCUCCAGGAAGACACAAGGUCAGCCAAUCAGAGCAGAGACCGAGGAUAAUGUCACAAACUGACAUGCCCGGUGAACAACACCCGACCAAAACCUCGAUCCAUCAUCAAAGCGCUUUUUUUGAUUUGAAAAUGUGGGAGUCGACACACUCUGGAAGAGAAAGCGCUAGAAUCCUGGAAGGAGACUCCUUUUACAGAACACAACCGCCUCCUCCACCUCCUCCUCCUCCUCCUCCCCCUCCUCCUGCUCCUGUCGCUGCACACGUCCCUGUUCCUCCACAAAUGACUCACGGCCAAAAUGCUGCUGAACCCGAGGUCUCCAGAGGAGCCACAGAGGAAGCCAAACAUCCCUGCCCGCCUCCUCCACCCAGCUCCACUAAGCCUCCCGCCGACAUGAACUCCACUCAGCCACAGGUGCAGCGUCAGACUAAAGCCGGGGGUUCUGGAGACACAAAUCCGCUGAUAUUGCGACGGAGAGUUCGUUCUUUUAUCUCUCCCAUUCCCGCCAAAAGGCAACUCCAGGAUGCGUCUCAGCAGAGGGCUGCCACAAAUUCCCAUCACUCCCCUGGAGCUCAGUCCGAGUCUAGCCAUCACAAUGAAGAUGACUCAUCCAGUUCAGAUAUUCCAUGUCCCAGGCUCUCCUCCCCUCUGCCCGGAGAUAGUACCUAUACACAACCUCUAUCUCCAGCAAGUGGUAACACCAAGGCUUUGCCCCCCAGGAAAGGACGAGGUUUGAAACUGGAGGCAAUAGUGCAGAAAAUCACGCCAAAUAUUAAAAAGCCAGCAGGCCAUGUUGAUGAUGAAUCAAAUCAUUACCCAGGCUUUUCUCACUCUGAAAUACCACCGUUUAGUGAUUCACAGGACCAAGACUUGGCACAUUUCCCUAGGGUUACAGGAGGGGAUGAUAGUUACAUGGAUGAAAGUCACUCAUUAAACGACAUGAUUUCCUUCAGAGGAGUUGAUGAGACUGGGCCUUUACCACCGUCUGCCUACCCGUGUGAUCCCCAUCAGACGUCCCAAACCAUAAAACAAGACUUUGACUUUGGAUUAGGACCUGCUGUGGCGUCGGCAUCCGGCGACAAGGAGGAUUUCGCUUUGCUUGGACCUUUACCCCCUCCUCCACCUCUUCCACGCCCGGUCCAGGGCUCCCCGCCGCCGUCGUCAUCCGCCCUGUCAGACAUUCAACAUUUCACCAACACUUACCAGCAGCUCGAGACAAGAAGAGGAGAGCAGUCUGCUGCUAACCUCCUUCGACAGAAACUUCAAGAAUCUGGCAUUGGAUUUGAUGAUUAUCCUGGCAGUGACUACUAUGGAACCACCCCGCCCCACCAUAGUCAGGGUCAAGGACACAUGCUGAAUAGGCAACAUCAGAUGUCCUCCAGUAGGUCCAGUUUGUCGCCACAAGAUUCUAAGCUACAUGACAGUUCUGUGCCCAAAGGCUAUUUCCCAUCUGGCAAGAAGAAGGGCAGGCCCGUAGGGAGUGUGAAUAAACAAAAACGGGCCGCGGGCCAAGCCCAAACACCGGGGCAGGGCCAGCCUCAAGCCCAGGGCCAGAGCACAACUCCGACUGCUUCUGCCCCAACCACUCCAGGUACAGGCGGUGCCACAACCCCACCGUUGGAGCAGACUACCAGCAGCACGCCACCCCCUGCAGAACCCCCUCUAACGGACAAUAAAAGCACUCCCCCACUGACCCCACCCAUUUUAACACAGAUAGUGAAAGUGGAUGUCGAGAGCGAGGACACACAGCCAGAGAUCGAGGUCAAACCCGUGCGAAGGAGACGCAGAGGUGUGAAAGCUGAAGAUGGGUCACUAGAAGCAAGAGGGCGACAGAGGAGGAGAAGGAGGGGAGCAGCACCAACGGCACCACCGCUGGCCAAAGACGACCCAGAUACACCUUUAGGGGCAGGAGGGAGCCCUGGCACUAAUAGAGUAUUUGUGGAUACAAAUAGAAAGGGCCCGUUUGUUCCGCACAUACAUGUUGAGAACAAAGUGCCAGAGAUUGGGGCAGUGUGCACCAUUGUAAACGCCGAGGAGGAGAAGAUGAAAGGAGAGCGUAGUGCCGUCGGAGGGAAAGCAGGCGGGAGUGGAAUUGAUUCUCUCCUGACCUCAGCUCUUUCCUCCCAGUUAUCUAAGCGAGACAGAGAAUCAGAGAAAAGGGAGACAGACGAGGUGGAGACUACACUACAGUCGGGAAAAGCGCUCCCUUCAUCUGGCUAUGUUGUUUCAGGCCCCGUGAUUACAGAGACCAAUCACUCUGGCCGCCUGCUCUGCUGCCUGUGUCAGAAAUGGGCAAAUUACAAACACCUCGGGGAUCUCUACGGGCCUUUUUAUCCAGCUGAAUACGCCGCAAAGCUCCCCAAGAACCAGCCCCAGGUCCGACAAUGUCAAGCGACCGCAGGCACAAACAAAACAGGACCAAAUCCAGACAUGAGCUCAAAUGCUUUGGGCUCCAUCCAAGACACACAAACACAAGAUGCUCAGUUUACCAAGCCCCCAGCUGAGAGUGACUACGCCAUCAGCCUAGAUUCAAACCCAAUACCUCUCCCCGCUACAGUCAGGACUGCCCCCACAGCUGGUAGAGAGGAAAUGAUGAUGCACAUGACUGGCAAGUUCAUUAACACCGCCUCCUCUUCCUCCUCCUGCUCCUCUUCCUCUUCCUCUUACACCAGUAAAACAACCUCUCUAACCUGGGACAUGAAUCUAGAUAUCCGGCCUAUUCCUAAGCUCAAGAGAGAGCCAGACCUCGAGAUUAACAAGCAGCAGCCGCAAAUCCAGCAACAGCUGCAGCUGCAGCAGCAUCAGCAGCAGCAGCAGCAGCAGCAACAGCCGCCGCAGCCGCCGACAGACGAAGCUCAACAGCGACCUCAACACAGAAAGCUGACCUCACACCCCCGUUUUAAAAGGAGGCACAAAUCCAGCGAGGAUUCCCCCAGGAUGGUGCCAUCCAACAGUAAGGCGUCCCUGCCCUUCCAGCCCCCUCCACCCGCCCUGGACUCCCUGGGACCCUUGGCACAACUCGCCCAGCUGCCUCAGAUGCCCAUGGACCCGGAGGAGCUGUGGGUCCACGAAGGCUGCAUAGUGUGGACCAGUGGAGUGUAUCUCGUCAACGGGAGACUGUACGGCCUGCAGGAGGCACUAGAUGGCGCCAGAGAAACAUGCUGCUCGUACUGUGAGAUGGUCGGCUCAACCCUGGGCUGCUACAGUAAAGGCUGUACACUUCGCUACCACUACCUGUGCGCUAUUGAAGCAGAUUGCUCUCUGAAUGAAGAUAACUUCUCACUGCGGUGUCCGAAGCACAAGGUAAAGAAGGAGAGUUUACCCAGAGCAUCCGGCCAGCAAAGUCAGUGUACCUGGAGCAGUCAGAGAGAGGCUGAGAGAAACGCAGAAGAAGAAGAGACACCGGAGUCUGGGAGCUGUUACUUUGGACAAUAGAAGACUGACAAAUGAGACUUUUGUUUGCGAAGCAGCCCGAAAUGUGAAAGGACAGGACUGGCAUCUGUGACAGAGAACAACAAAAGGGAAUGUACAAUUUCUCACCGGGAAUCAGCAUUAUUUACAUUUAAAGACAAUGGAGAAAAGAAACCUUUUUUUUUUUUUUCUAAGAGAAUCGUUGCUCUUUACUUAAAAGCAGAAAAAGAAAAAAACAUGGACAUGCAACAUAGAGGAACGGAGCUACAAGUAAAAGAAAAAAAAAACUACAGAGAUCGAAGCGGAAUAAAAUGAGACUGAUGGAGGAACUUUUCUGUAGAGAACAAAAGAAAUAAACUUCCUCUCUAGGCUCACUUUGAUUUUUUAUCAAACACCCUCAAACUGUUUAUCAUCGUCUGUAUUAUCAUUUACCUUUUUUCUUUUUUUUAGGUGUUUUGUUUUUUUAUGUUUCUUUGAAGAGGCGUAUCGGGAGCAAGUUGGGUGUCACACCCAGAAAAGAAAAGGAGAGAAUUUUGUAUCCUCUCACAAGUAGUAUUUUGUCUUUAUGAUAUUAGGAUGACCACAAUUAUUAUUUUAGUCCUCAUUAUUAUUUUGUAUCCUCAUCAGUAUUUACUCAUGAAAAUGAAAUGGAUGUAUCUCACUUUAUAUUCAGUCAACACAUGAAAUUGGAUUAAUUUUUUUUUCAUUCCUGGAGAGGGAGGAGCCAGAGUGAUGUCUGGAAUGUCAGGGUCGAGUUUGCCACAAAGACAUUAUUGCCUUGGAGAACGGACAUCUGUUGCCUUUCAAAAGUCACGUGUAUGAGUGAGAAAUGAGUGUGAGUGUGUGCGUGCGCGCGUGUGUGAGAAACUAAAAAAAAAUGCCGAUAUCUGGGUCUUUGAUUCCAUUUUUGGUCCUUUUGAAAAGUGUUCUUAUUUUUCAUCACUGGGGUUUUUACGGUACAGAUAGUAUUCAUGAAGAAUCCGAUGGACACAAUCUUAUUUUUCAAGUACAAAUGUUCGUAACGUGCAAAGAGAAGGACCGAGCCUUGUAAGAGGAGGAGAUAACACUAUGGACUAAUGCGUGUCCGACAUCUUUAACCGUGCUGACAGGAAGAAGAUGAACGGGACGCUGAAGAGUUUUCAUCGUCGUGGAACUGUGUACUGGGUGCACUUACGUUCUACAUAGGAAGUUUACGUUUGACUGACAGGUCGUUACAGCGCUGAAAACAUUUUUUUGGAACUGGAAACUUUGGAGAGGAUGUCAUAUGAGCGGCUGCGAUUGGCCAACCGUACUGACCAAUGGGGGAGCGAGCCUUACCAAGUACUUCUGAAUGGUUUCAUUCUUGAGCGACAGCAGCAGCGAUUUAAUCGGGAGAUGCAAAAUCCAUUCAAAAGAAGCAUUGCCAUAAAAUUUAAAAGUGAGUCGUACAUGGUGUUGUCUUUAUCAUUUUUUAUUGUUAUUCUUGUAAAAAAAAAAAAAAAGAAGUCAAGCUGAGAAGACAGUUACACUAUCAAACCAUGCUGUAUUAGAAACCUGUCAAUAUGUAUAUGAAUUAUGAAUACACUUAAAAAAUGCUUCAAGUA
This is a messenger RNA of Sebastes umbrosus (honeycomb rockfish), 10641 nucleotides long. RefSeq names its product transcription factor 20 (gene tcf20). Gene Ontology annotation, biological process: regulation of transcription by RNA polymerase II. The record is from RefSeq and is a predicted model, not a curated record. Gene Ontology annotation, cellular component: nucleus. Lineage: Eukaryota; Metazoa; Chordata; Actinopteri; Perciformes; Sebastidae.